CUUUUCCUGUGGCUCGAGACCCGCGCGUUUUACGUAUGCUCCUAUAGAUGGUCCUUGUCCUGUGGCUCGAAUCCUCAUCUGGCUCGAGCGGCCGAACGGCCCUGCCCGUCCUCGCCGAGGCUUCGCGCCUGCGCGGGGGAGGGCGGCGCGGCCCGGAGGGGCGCCGGCGGCUCCGGUGGCGGCCUCGCUCGUUGAGGCUGCCGCGCGCGCCGCGGUGCUCGCGCGAGCUCCUCGCAGGGCCGUCGCCGCCGUGGCGCGGUCUGCCGUCGCUGCCGCCGCGUUCGCGGCCGCACCAGCCGAUGGCGCCGCUGGUGGAGACGCGGGCCCCCUCGAGGAGCGCGCGGCGGGCGUGCGCGCGCCACGGGCGGCGCGAAGAGACGGCGAGGCGGCGCCGCCGCCGUCUGCGGGCCGCGGAGCGGCCGCGGGCUGCUCGUGCAGAGGCUGGGCCUGGAGGCGCACGCGGUGCCGAGCCUGGUCAGGGGGCCCCUGGCGGCUGCCGCUGCCGAGGCGCCUGGAGGGGCGGAGGUCGCAGACGACGGCAUGGACUGGAUGGCGCCUGGGCCGACAGCCUCCUGCCCUGUGUCGUGCAGAGGAGGCUGCGGCGUCGGCGCCUCCAGGAGGCCCCGCAUGAGGCGGCGGCGGCGGGGGCAGCGGGCGCGGGCCCUGGCCCGCCUGCUGCGGGCGCUGCGCCGACGGCCGCGGCGGUUGCGGCCUCCGGAGGGCCUUGGGCUUGCGGAGCGGCUGCCUUCGCUGACUUGUUCGCCGCGGCCGACGACGUCCUGCGAAGGGCGGCCGACUGCCAGCCCCAGGCGAGCGACGAGCUGCGACGCAUGCUGAAAACCGUCGACUGGCGCCCUGCCAGUGUCUCCUGAGGGAGUGGCUUGGCACGCAGCUCAAGCACUUCGGCUGUUCGACGAGAGAGUGGCGGAGACGUCCCGUCGGUUCGGAUGUGCUCGAGGCUGUGCCUUCGUGCAGCCUCGCGAGGCUCGCCAAGACGGCGAGCUGCGAGCCCGCGCGGGCGACGGGGGAGCGGCUUCGGUGGUCUGGCCUUUUGGGCCGGCGCUGCCAGGUGGGUGCCUCGCGUUGUCGCCCCUGGCAACGCCGUGCGCCCUGGCUCUCGAGAGCGGGCGGUGCGCGGGGCGCACAUCGCGCCGAUCAUGAACAACAUGUGGCUCGAAUCCUGUAAAUGGCCCCUUCCCUGGGUUCGCAUCUGGUGCGUUCUAUGCGUGUUCUAAUGUAUUUCCCAUCUCCCUGGGCUGCCUCUCCGCCUCUGACGGGGGAAGGUGCUCCUCAGCCUGUUGCAUCCAUGCUCUCGUGACAGCUGUGCUGCCCAGUUUGUGUUGCAGCGGGCGGCUUUCGUGCCAUUCCGCUCGGACGGCAGACGUGUUCACCAGAGUGCUGGGAA
Molecule: messenger RNA, 1405 nt
Organism: Prorocentrum cordatum
Lineage: Eukaryota; Dinophyceae; Prorocentrales; Prorocentraceae
Source: the annotation of a GenBank genome assembly